UAGAACGACUGUGUCUUUGGCGAUGGCGGGCCUUGGAUCGCUCUUUUCAACAUCUAGAAGCUGGUGAGGAAGAUUCAUCGUCGCAGCGCAAAUGAAUCCCACGCAACAAGCUCGUGAGCGGCCGGCCCUCGCCAUCAUCUUUCUGUGCUCGCCCCAAAUUUCGUCGCGGCGAGCUCGAGAUGGAAGAUCGAUCGAGAAAUGGGGUGGAGCAGCCGGUGAUCGGGCAGGAUAGCAACAGGAAGCUCCGGAUCUUGAGCAUCGAUGGCGGUGGAAUGAGAGGAAUCAUCCCAGCCCAUAUGCUGGCCUACUUGGAAACGGCUCUCAAGGAGAAGAGCCACAAUCCAGACGCUCGCAUCGCCGAUUUCUUCGAUCUGGCGGCUGGAACCAGCGUUGGGGGACUCAUUGCCGUGAUGCUCUUCGCAUCAUCCGACUGCCGCGAUGAUCAAGACGAAGAAAUCUCCUCCUCCUCCUCAUCGUCCACGGGAGAUCAUCAAAACCACGGUUCUAAGUCACUACGUCGGCCUCUCUUCACGGCCGCAGAGGUUUGCACGUUCAUCUCGGACAGAGGCAAGGAGAUUUUCAAGAUCCCAUACCCGCAGCGAGUGUUUGCAAAGGUCCGAGGGAUCAUGACACCCAGGUACUCCACCAAGUUCUUCGAGAGAAUCCUCAAGCAGCACUUGGUCCGAGGUGGUGGCGAUGGCAGAGAUCUCACACUGGAUGACACGCUCAAGCCCAUCGUCAUUCCCUGCUACGAUCUCACAAACGCCAGCGCCUUUUGCUUCUCGCGAAUCUCCGCCAACUUCAAGCUCUGGGAGGUUUGCCGGGCUACCACGGCGGUUCCAUCGUUCUUCAAGCCCAUCCACGUCUCGUCCGUGGAUGGAAAGCACGAGUUCACGGCAGUCGACGGUGGCCUGGUGGUGAACAAUCCCACCGCCGCGGCGAUCACGCAUGCUUUGCACGACAAGGCUCGCUUCCCGGGUGUCCGAGGGGUGGAAGACAUGCUCGUUCUAUCGCUCGGCACCGGACAGUUUGAUCAAACUUACCGCUACAACAAAGUGGAGCGGUGGGGAGCUUUCCAGUGGGCCAAACCCAUUGCCAAGAUCAUCAUGGACGGAAUCUCGGACAUGGUGGAUCACACGGUCAGCAUGGCGUUUAGCAAGCACCGAGAGAAUUACGUGAGGAUUCAGAUGUCUGGCUUGCCGGGCAAAGCUCUCCUCGCAAUGGACGAUCCAAGCCAGGCCAACGUGAAGACACUAACCGAGAUUUCUACUCGGCUCUUGGACCAAAAGAGCUCGGAACACAUCCCGUUUAACGGGCGAAGAGUUUUGGAAGAGAGUAAUAGACAGAAGCUGGACUGGUUUGCCGAGCAACUCGUGGCAAACACUCCAUCGUGAUCGAUUGAAUAUAGUUUCUUAUAUACAGGAUC
Molecule: messenger RNA, 1426 nt
Organism: Selaginella moellendorffii
Lineage: Eukaryota; Viridiplantae; Streptophyta; Lycopodiopsida; Selaginellales; Selaginellaceae
Product: patatin-like protein 6
Exons: 2
Coding region: 180-1394 (404 amino acids)
Biological process (GO): lipid metabolic process
Source: RefSeq, a predicted model, not a curated record